AUGACCCACUGCUGCUCCUCUUGCUGCCAGCCCACCUGCAGCAGGACCACCUGCUACAGGACCGCCUGCUGGAAGCCCAUCUGUGUGACCACCUGCUCCAGCACACCCUGCUGUCAGCCCACCUGCUGUGAGUCCAGCUGCUGCCAGCCCUGCUGCUGUCCAACCACCUGCUGCCAGCCCAUCUGCUGUGAGUCCAGCUGUUGUGGCCAAACCUGUAGUGCAUCUAACUGCUGUCAGCCUGGCUGCUGUGGGUCCAGCAGGUCUAGCUGCUGCCAGCCCUGCUGCCGCCCCAGUUGCUGCAGCUCAUCCUGCUGCCAGUUCAGUUGCUGUGGGUCCAGCGGUUCCAGCUGCUGCCAACCCAUUUGCUGUGUCUCCAGCUGCUGCCAGCCUUCCUGUUGCUGA
Molecule: messenger RNA, 402 nt
Organism: Carlito syrichta (Philippine tarsier)
Lineage: Eukaryota; Metazoa; Chordata; Mammalia; Primates; Tarsiidae
Product: keratin-associated protein 9-2-like
Exons: 1
Coding region: 1-402 (133 amino acids)
Cellular component (GO): keratin filament
Source: RefSeq, a predicted model, not a curated record